Messenger RNA from Aureococcus anophagefferens, 1437 nucleotides. RefSeq lists its product as hypothetical. Bases 1 to 1422 code for a protein of 473 amino acids. Lineage: Eukaryota; Pelagophyceae; Pelagomonadales; Pelagomonadaceae. The record is from RefSeq and is a predicted model, not a curated record. Gene Ontology annotation, biological process: RNA processing. Gene Ontology annotation, cellular component: cytosol. Gene Ontology annotation, molecular function: tRNA (uracil(54)-C5)-methyltransferase activity, S-adenosyl methionine-dependent; rRNA binding; tRNA binding. The transcript has a single exon.
AUGACCGUCGCCGAGGCCGCGGAGCUCGUGAGCUGCGACGAGUCGGGCUACGACGCCCAGCUCGCCGCCAAGGUCGCGCGCGUGCGGGCCCUGCUCGGCGAGGUCGCGGAGCUGCCCGAAACGACGACGGUCGUGCCGAGCCCGAAGAGCCACUUCCGCCAGCGGUCCAACUUCCGCGUCUGGCACGAGCCCGAGGCGACGGGGCUCGGCGUGAGCUUCAUCAUGUACAGCCCGUCGUCGAGCGACAAGGAGCCGCUCCGCGUGGGCGACUUCGCCCGCGGCGACGCGAAGACGAACGCGCUCAUGGGCCCCGUGCUCGCGGCGCUCAAGACCACGCCCGUGCUCCGCGACAAGGUCAUCGAGUGCCGGUUCCACUCGACGCUCCGCGGCGGCGCGAUGGUCCUCUUCGCCUACAACCGCCCCAUCGACGCCGACGCGGCCUGGAAGGCCGCGGCGGAGGCCCUCGCGGCGCAGCUCGGGCCCGACGUCGUCGUCAUCGGCCGGUCGCGGCGCGUGCAGAUCGCCGUCGGCGGCGCGUGCCCGGGCCGCGCGCAGGUCGAGGAGACGCUCGAGAUCCCCUGCGAGCCGCCCCUGCGCCUCGAGCUCGUGCAGCUCGAGGGCGAGUUCUCCCAGCCCAACGGCGCGGUCUGCGAGCGCAUGCUCGCCUGGGCCAUGGCCGCGACGAAGCCCGCGGAGGGCGCGGCGCCGCGGGAUCUGCUCGAGCUCUACUGCGGCAACGGCAACUUCACGAUCCCCCUGAGCCGCCACUUCCGCAAGGUCCUGGCGACGGAGCUCACGAAGCCCAACGCCGCCGUGGCCCGCGAGAACGCGGCGAAGAACGGCCGGUCGAACGUCGUCGUCGCGCGGUUGUCCGCGGCCGAAGUAGCGGAGGCGCUGCGCCGGGACCGCGAGUUCGCGCGGCUCAAGGAGCUCGGCGUGGAUUUGGACGCCUACGACCUGGGCACGCUCUUCGUCGACCCGCCGCGCUGCGGCCUCGACGCGCCCACGCUGAAGCUCGCGCACGGCUUCGAGACCGUGGUCUACAUGUCGUGCGGCCCGGACACGCUCGCGGAGAACCUGCACGCGCUCAACGCGACGCACGUCGUCGCCGACUUCGCCGUCUUCGACCAGUUCCCCUACACGGACCACUGCGAGGUGGGGGUCGUGCUGAAGCGCCGCGCGGACGCGGACGCCGCCGUCGUCCCCGAGCCCCGGCCCAAGGACCGGGCCGUGUCGAAGCGCUACGCGAAGAAGCACGCCGCCCGCGACAAGAAGGCGGGCGGCGGCAAGCACAAGGGCGGCGGCGGCGGCGGCAAGAAGCGGCCCGCGCCCGACGGCGCGCGCGACGGCGCCGGCAAGAAGAAGCCCAAGGCGCCCGAGCCCAAGAAGGGCGGCGCCAUGGGCAACUGCGCGAUCAUGUAAGGGCGAUGGCCUGGG